AAAAAUGUAUGAUAUUAUAAGAGAAAGUUCAUAUUUACCGCCACCGUUUGCAAACUCUCCUCUUUUUCCUUUACUGCUGAUGUCAUUGGCCGCGCAAAAAAAUGCUCCCUCAAACACCCAGACAGCAUCAUCUAUCAGGUCUUCAUAUGAUUUUAUUGUAGUGGGAGCAGGAUCGGCUGGUGCAACAGUUGCAGCUCGCCUGUCAGAGUUACCGUGUGUCAGUGUUCUUUUAUUAGAAGCAGGUAAAAGACCACCAGUUGUGAAUGAUGUACCGUUUUUUGGAAGAGCGUUUUGGUUGACAGAUCUAGACUGGACCUAUAAAACAACUCCUCAAAGAUAUACGGGGAGAUUACUUAAAGACAGACAAGUUCCUUGGCCUUUAGGAAAGGGUCUUGGUGGCUCAGGUCUAAUAAAUGCUGAGUUGUAUGUCCGAGGAAAUGAAAAGAACUACGAUGAUUGGGAACAGCAAGGAGCAAAAGGUUGGAGCUACGAAGAAGUACUACCAUAUUUCAAGAAGUUAGAAGAUUUUAGAUAUCCAGAAUUCUUAUUAAAUGGUAGGCAUGCAACAAGUGGUCCAAUAACGAUUGAGAAACCAAAAUAUUAUCCAAAGAUUAAAGGACACCUUUAUGAAGCAGUUGAAAGCAUUGGUUAUGAAAUACUUGAUUCCAAUGGCCCAAGACAAACAGGUUUUUAUGAUACGGAAGCAAAUAUCCGUGAUGGUCAGCGGUGUAGUGCAGCAAAAGGAUACUUAGUACCAGCAGAGAACAGGACGAAUUUGCAUAUACUCCCAAAUGCUUUUGUUCAUAAGAUUAUAAUACAGAGCAAGACGGCAGUGGGCGUAUCAUUUAAAGUGAAUGGUCAAAUGUAUGAUGUAUUUGCCAAAAAAGAAGUCAUAGUAUCUGCAGGAUCUACAAAAACCCCACAAUUGCUGAUGCUUUCAGGAAUCGGUCCCCAAAAGGAUCUCCAAAGACUUGGAAUUCCUGUCAUUGCUAAUUUACCAGUCGGUCUCAAUCUUCAAGAGCAUUGCUCAACAUACAAUAGUUUUGAAGUGUAUUCAAACAAUAUGUAUCCAAGACCGGAGGAAGCUAUCGAAACUUUCAUUGGAAACAGAAGUGGUUAUUUGGCGUCACCAGAGGGUGUGAUAGCGUUGGCGUUUUUAAAGGAUUCAUAUAUCAGACCGAAAAUAGAUUUUCCAAACUAUCAGCUCUACUUUUUUCUGGGUGGUGCACUAGAUGUAGAAAGAACUUUUAAUAUCCAAAAAUAUGCAUAUGACCAAAUAUUUGCUCCGUAUGAAAACAAGACAUUUCUUACUUGCUUCUCUUCGGUUCUUCAGCCAAAAAGUAGAGGAUAUGUGAAGUUAUUGUCUUCCAAUCCUGAAGAUCCUCCUCUUAUUAAUCCUAAUUACUUCGCACAUCCACAGGACUUGAAAGAUAUGGUUGAAGGAAUGAAGACUUGUCACAGAAUUGCGAUGACAAAGCCGUUGCAAAAUGUUGGUGCAAGACCAUUUCAAACUGUGUAUCCUGGCUGCGAGAAAUAUUUAGGCAAUACAGAUAGCUAUUUUGCAUGCCAAGCAGGAUCUAUUGUCACCACUAUGAGUCAUACAGUUGGUACAGCGAAAAUGGGUGCAAUAGAUGAUCCAUCUACCGUGGUUGAUCCAGAAUUAAAAGUUAAAGGUAUAAAACAUCUACGUGUUGUGGAUGCAUCAAUAAUGCCAAUCGUUCCAUCAGGAAAUACAAACAUUCCAACUAUCAUGGUUGCAGAAAAAGCUUCUGACAUCAUCAAAAGCACACUAAGAUGUUAGUCAACUAAGACUCGUCGCCUUAUUAAAGCACCACGGCUCUAACCAAAAGACCUUUUAAAUGAAAUGUCUACAAAUUGUACUUGAAUUGUAUGUAAGAGCAAAAUAAAAUAUAGACGCAUCUAAAUAAUUCAGCAACUUA
Messenger RNA from Parasteatoda tepidariorum (common house spider), 1940 nucleotides. RefSeq names its product glucose dehydrogenase [FAD, quinone]. The record is from RefSeq and is a predicted model, not a curated record. Gene Ontology annotation, molecular function: flavin adenine dinucleotide binding; oxidoreductase activity, acting on CH-OH group of donors. Lineage: Eukaryota; Metazoa; Arthropoda; Arachnida; Araneae; Theridiidae.